GGCCUCCGGCUACUCUGGAGAGCUGUUCGUCGUCCAACCUCUCUGUUCUCUUGUGCUUUGUUGUUUUUUUUUCCUCAGCCUGCCUAUCAGAAUUUGAGACAGCGUGUUGAUAACUUUGUUUGCAACCAUUUGGCCACUCAUACCUGGAGCCCUCAUCUCAACAAGAACCAGCUGAGAAAUAACAUUAGGCAGCAGGUUCUCAAGUCUGGAAUGCUGGAAUCUGGAAUUGACAGAAUUAUUUCUCAGGUUGUGGACCCAAAGAUCAACCACACAUUCAGACCUCAGGUGGAAAAAGCUGUCCAUGAAUUUUUAGCAACACUCAAUCACAAAGAGGAGGCAGGCCCCAGUACAGCUCCAAGUGAGGAGAAAACGGACACGUCUGUUGCAGUGCAAGGUGUUUCUACUACUGCUCCUAGUGGCAAUGUAGCUAGUGAUGCAAUGUCCAUUUUGGAAACAAUAACUUCUCUAAACCAAGAAGCAAGUGCUGCCAGGGCUUCGACAGAAAACUCAAGUUCCAAGAACAAUGACAAAGCUGCAAAAAGACUGUUAUCUCAGCAGAGUGUUGAUGGUAGCACUGAGAGAAACAUGGAAGACAUGCCAGAUAAAGAGAAAGCAAUUUCUGAUCUUUCUGGAGAAGGGGCUGAAACGUUUGUGAAGUGUGAAGAUUCAAAUGAGCUUCCUUGCCAAAGUGAAGAAAUAAAAAGUUCAACAAAGGAUGCCAGUAGUUCAUCUGUUACAAUUAAAGAUACAAGUAAAGAAGUACAACAGGAUAGUGAAGAUCAGAAGAGUAAACUAAUAGAUAAAAGUGAAAAGAAACCAGAAAGUGAUAGAAGAAAAGAAAAGAAAGAAAAACUUGAUAAGAAGAAAAAUGAUGAUACUGCUAAGUCAAAAGAAGAGAAACAAGUGAAAGAAUCAGAACCAGUGAAACAGUUAGUUCGAAAAAAUAGCAAUAAACAUAAAGCAUCUGAAAGUACUAAAGAAGAACAUACAUCGCUAGAUUCAGAUACAGAUGUACUCAGUGACAUCACUGUCAGCUCUGUCCAUACGAGUGACCUUUCUUCCUUUGAAGAGGAAAGCGAAGAGGAACCUGUGAUUUCUGACAGUACUGAAGAGGGGGAGAUCACAUCAGAUGAUGAAGAGGAGAAAAACAAUAAAAAUAAGGCAAAGCCUCAUACUAAUGAACUGAGUGAUGGGAGAGCCAAGCCAGUUCGUCAUGCUUAUGUUCGUAAGCCUUUUUUGUACUCCAAAUACUUCAGUGAUUCUGAUGAUGAACGAACAGUAGAGCAACGUCGCCAGUCCAUUGCCAAAGAAAAAGAGGAGAGACUCCUAAGAAGACGAAUGAAUAGGGAGAGACUUGAAGAGAAACGUAAACAGAAAACUGCAGAAAAAACAAAGUCCCUGAAAAGUGGAAGUCAAAAUGCUAAAGGAAAAAGUGGCUUGAAUUUGGAAGAAUUGUCAGCAAGAAGUCUUGAGUCAAAAGCUACUGGUACCAGCAUUAAGGAUGUGCUUAAAGAACAGAAAUUCUUAGAAAAAAUAGCUUUGAGCAGAAAAAGAAAAAGAGAUUCAAGGCAUGCUGAAGAUAUUUGGAAAAAGAAAUACGAGCCAUCUGAAGAUGAUUCUAAGGAAGUGCAAAAGACAAAUGAGACUUGUGAAAAAAAUUCGUCAAAAGAAUUAAAGCAUAACCAUGGCAAAACUGAAACCUCUAAACCACUUAGAAGACUUUCAGAAUCGGUACAUUCAGCUGAGGAAAACAAAACUGAUUCUAAAGUGGAAAAAGAACAUAAAAGAAAAAUCUCCACAUCUCUUCAUACUGAAGGAACCCAACAGGACAUUGAAACAAAGGACCCAAAAAGACAACUGGAAAGAGCAGAAGCCAAUACUGAUGAACUACAGAAGCAGAAAACCAUAUUUAAAAAUGAAAAACACCCCAAAAAAGAUAGUGACACAGAAAUUCAACAUAUGAGAAACGCUGCCAAAAAAGAAGCCAAGUCUUACAGAGAUAAAAAUGAAAAGGAAGUAACAGCGUUAGAAGAUAAACUUUCCUUAAAGCACAAAUGUAAAGGAGAUAAUAUUCAUAAAUCAAUUGAAGAUGUUGAGCUCCAUUCUUCCGAGAAAAGUUUGAAAGGAGAGGAUGGUGCUCAGAAACAUAGUCAACAAAUGAAGAAUUCCUCAGAUGACAAAUCUGAAAGAAAAAGUAAACACCGAAGCGAACGGAAAAUAUCAGUAACGGGAAAAGAUGGAAAAGGUAUUUCUGAUUCCACUUCAAAAGCUGAAGAGUUACUUCGUAAGGAAAAUAAAAAAGACAGGCAUCUCUCAACAGAAAAAUCAAGAGCAGAAUACAAGUCCAAAAGAUCUCUGAGUGAUUCUAGGCCACAGAAGGAUUCUAUAAGUGCCUCAAAGCAACUUGCUUCUGCAUCGCACAAAAGAAGUGAAAGUUAUUCAGAAGAAAAACAUGAAAUAAAAUCAACUAAUUCUGACUGUAAUUUGAAACAAGAAGAUGGUGUUCAUAAAGACAGACGAAGAUCUAAGAGCCUUGCAGAAGACAAAAUUUUAUUGAAGUCUAAGUCAAAGAGUCAUAGUAAACAAUUGAAAGCAUCUGAAGCAGAAUUACAGGAAAAUUUAGCAAAACAAGAUACUAGUCAGAAACUGGACAAAGAUAAGAACGUGGAGGAGAAUGAUUUGGAUAAGCAACACAAUUCCAAAAAUGAAGAUAAAAUAUCUGAAGAGAGUGGUGCUGAUUUUGAGCUUGAAAGUGGAAUGCAGUCAACUCAGGGAUCACAAAAAGACUCCAGUCACAGAGUUAAGUUACACUCCGGAGAAAGAGUAUCUGUAAAAGAGAAAUGUAGAAGUGAUAAAGAUUUGAGUAACUCCAAGCUGGAAAGAAAGUUAUCUGUUGAAGGUCACAAAAGCAGAAGCAUAAAGCACGGCAACAAAGAAAUAAAGAAAAAGGAAGAAUGUGCCAAAGUGGAGGAUAAAGAUAUGAAAGAAAUGGAUGGUGGACAUGAAAAAGUAAUGGGCACCACAGUGACAGUGGAUAAAAAACAAAGUAAAAAGGUACCCUGUGAAAACAGAAAAGGCAAUAUAUCAAACCACAAUUUGCUUGGAGAGGAGAAGCAAUCAGUUGGUGUAACUGUAAGCAGCUCUCUUCCUGCUCCUCAGAAGCCAAAUAUGAAUAGUAAUGACGUGUGUUCUGGUCAUGAAGGAGAGAUGAUGGAACUUGAUUUGGAUGAAAAAAAAGUACAAGAAGAAUCUAUAAUGGAAGGAAAAGACAUUUUAAAUUCAGUCCAAGCCACAGAUGCCAAAUACACAGCAAAAGAAAAAAUAUUUUCUGCAAGUAAGGAGUUAAAACACAGCUUGGCAGAUCUUGAAGCUUCUGAAUUGAAGUUUCCGGCUGCAGUUGAAAAAGCUAAUAAACAAGAAGAUAUCCCUAAUAAGCAAGUUGGUGCCUUAGAUGCUUUACCCAAACAAACAUCUGUGGAUGAAGGACUCCAUAAAGAAGGAGCUUAUAAAAUGGGUGUUGUAUCUGGAAAAAGUCAUGGAAUCUUACUGAAUGCUCCCAGUAAGGACCGAACUUCAGAAGACAGCAGAAAACCAAAGAAUCUUAAAACUGUGGUAAAUUCUAAUUCAGAUAAUGUUCCUUUAGCAAUUAAUUCUCCCAGAGAAGAUGCUGCCGAUCCUAAGUCCGUGAAUAUGGAAAUCUCUGGUUUUACACGUUGGGGUAGUAUGUCUAGUACAUCUAAAGAAGAAUGCCAUAAUUCAGAUGGGACUUCUUUGUUUGAAGAUGAUGCAGCUUCAAAGAAUGAUGCAACACAGGUUGUAUACAUGGAACAAGAAGAUAGUGUAGUGUUGAGUUCUAUUAUGAAAGCUGGUGAUGACAACACUAAGACAAACAAUGUAGAAAAAGAUAAUGAGGCACCCCGUUCUGAUGAUCAAGUAAUGGAAAACAGUGCAACAGGCUCACCUAUUCAAGAUAAUGACAAAGCAUCAAAAUUAGAAAGCACUCCAAGAAGCAAGUUGAAAAUAAAAGAGGAAAGCUUGAGGACUGGUGUGACUGAAGACUGUGGAGAUGUACCAACAAAAGCACUUCUAAAAAAACUGAAAAAGAAAGAAAAAGAGUGCUUGAAUACAAAUUAUUCCACAAAGGGAGAAAGAAGCACAAUGAUGGAUAAUGUGCAACAGAAUGAGGUGCAUGAUACUUGUAAUAUGAUACAGUCUUCUUCUGUGUUAACAUCUAGAAGAGAUCCUGAAGAAAUAGUCGAAGACUCUGUUCCAGCUUCUGGGCAAGAAGGGAAUAGCAGCGUAAAAGAUAAAAAUGAAAGCAGUGCUGUAGGUACCAGUGCAGGAAGUGGUAAACUUAGUCUAUUGUACAGCAGUAUACAAACAGUUCCAGCCACUGUGAUAGGAACUAGCACAGAAAAGAUUGAAAGCACUGUAGCGGCCUCUAGUACAGGAGAAGAAAGAGCUGAAGGUGCAUUACAUUCUGAAAAGGGAAGUGAUGCUACAACCACUUGCUCAGAAGAAGAAAGUGAGAUGGCAUUAAUCUGCACAAGCAUAGAAGCUGAUGAAGGUUUCACGACAGGCAUAUGGGUAAAAACUGGUGAGGGGAGUAGUUUCAUUACAGGAACAGAUAUUGGUGAGUGUACAGUUACAGCAGCAGAAGAAGGAGGUGGCAGUGUCGUCACUGAAGGAUUAGCAGAAAGUGAAAGCUUUCUGACAAGUACAAAAGAAGAAGAAAAUGAUGAUUGCACUAUGGUUGAUGCAGAAGGAAGCAGUAAGGAUUCAGUCAAUGGAAGUGGAGUAGAAAAUGAAGAUAGUGUGAAUAGUGCUGGAGCAGAAGAAAAAGAUGAUGCGGUAACUAGUGCGGGCUCUGAAGAGAAACGAAAGACCUUGACUUGUGGAGGUGCAGGCAAAUUAGAAAGUUCUGUGUCCUGCUUAGGUGAAGUGGAGAGUGAUGGUGCUGUAACUAGUGCAGGUACAGAAUCAGGUGAAGGAUCAACAAGUGGUGGCAGUUCAGGUGGAUUUAGGGGCAAUAUAAGAGCUGGCCAAGUAAAAGAACAUGAAAGUACUGUGACUUGCACAGGUGCAGAAGAAAGAGGUCGUAACUUCAUUAUGUGUUCAGUAACUGGUACAGAUGCCCAGGGAGAAGGUUCUGUAAGUGGGGCGUGUAUUGCAGUGGUCACAAAUAACAGUGCCACAACUGGAACUACUGGUGACAAAUGUGAGGAUACUAUAAAUGGUGAAAGUACAGUGACCAGCACAGGCAUAACUCCAGAAGAUGAUGCUGAAAUUUCAGUUCUCUGUACAGGACUAGAAGACAGCAAUGAAGGUUUUGCAGUUUGUUUAGAUACUGAAAAAUGUGAAAGUGCAAUGGACAGCACAGGGACAAAGGAGGAAGCUAGUAUCACUAUAGUCAGCAUUGGUCCCUGUGAUGAUGAAGGUUUUGUGACUAGUACAGGCUCAAAAGAAGAGGAUGAAGAAGGUGAGGGUAUUGUGACCAGUACUGGAAGGGGAAAUGAAGAAAUUGAGCAUGCUUCUACUUGUACAGGAACAGAAGGUGAAAAUACACUAAUUUGUAUAGGUGCAGAAGAAGGUGGAAGUUCCAUUAUCUGCAUAGUUGCUGAACAAAUGGAAGCUGAGUCAGGACUGGCUGGCACAAAUAUAAAUAAGCUUACCGUUGACAGCAUGACAGAUGUAAAGAAAGAAGCUAAUUGUGGCACAAACUGCAAAAGUGCUAAAGGGAUAGUUGAAAGCAGUGUAACCAGUGCAAGUGCUGAUGAUGAGGAUGCUGUGGCUGCAUGCAUAGAAAAACAUGAAAGUACAUUGAUUCCCCUAGAUGCUGAGGAGUGUGAAGGCCCCAUGACUAGUGCUAUGAUUCUGCAAGAUAGAGGUCAGCCUGGUGCUGAAGAGCCUGAAAAUGCCAUGACCUUUGGCAGCGGAGAACUUGAUGGCUCUAUAAGUAGUGCCAUUCCAAAGGAAGAUGAAAAUUCUCUUAUUCCUGCUGACAGAGAGGAAAAAAUUAAAGGUGAUAUCAUCUCUACCAGUACAGUGGAAGGAAGUGAUGCUCCAUUACAUUCAGCCAUAGAUGCUGAGGAUGGUCCACUUACCAUUGCAAGAGCAAAUGAAAGUGGGGAAAGCUCUAUGAUCUCAGUCGAUGUUGAAGGCACAGAGGUGCCAAUGCCCAGCACAGCUACAGAAUUUAAAGAAAGUGUGCUUGCUUUUAGCAGUAAACAGGACAAAGAUGAGUGCACAAUGAUUUCCACUAGUAUUGUAGAAGAAUUUGAGGCUCCUAUGUCUAGUGCCACUAUUGAAUACAAUGAUCAGCUCCCCUCUGUGAAAACAAAAGAAAUAAAUGAAAGUACUGUGGUUUCUAUAGGCACAGAAAUAUAUGACAUUCCCAUGCCCAGUGCAUCCAGUGCAGGAGAAGAUGAUGAAAGUCAUCCAACUGCUAGCAAUAAAGAAGAAAAAGAUGAGUGUGCUAUGAUUUCCACAAGUGUUGUGGAAGAACAAGUAAUCCUGAUGUCAGAUGAAGUUGCAGAGGAGACAGUUCAACAUAUCUCAGAAACAGAGUCUAAAAAUGAAACAGUAAUGAUCUCUACAAGUACAACAGAAUGUUUUGAAGCUCCUAUGUCUAGUGUAGCUGUACAAGAUGAAAGUAAACUCACUGCUUCAGAAACAGAAGGGAGAUAUGAAGCUGCUGUGAUCACCACGAGUAUGACAGAAGAAUGUGAAAUAGUCCUGAUCAGUGCAGCACCACAAGCUGAGGAUCAACUCCUUGUAGCAGAAAGAGAUGAAGAGGAUAUCUCUCCAAAUGCAUCAGAGGAAUGUAAGAUUGUGGAAACCACUGCUACUGUAGAUGAACAGUUUGAACUAGCUGCUUUCAAUGCAGAUGCAAGAGGCAAAGGUUCUGUGAUUUUUGUGGGAGAAUGUGGAGGUCCUAUGCUGAGGGUUGCCACCAACAGUGAAGAUCAGGAUGCUGCUUCAAGUAUAGGAGAUAAAGAAGGGGCAGUGAUUGCUCUGAGCACAAUGGAAGAAUGCGAUAGUCUCUUCACAUUUACUGUCAUAGAAGAAAGUCAGCUUGAUGCUGAGAGUUCAGAAGUAAAAGACAAAAGUGAGGAAGUUUUUAAUACUGCUAACCAAAUUGAAUGCAUCCUAUCAACUGCGGGCCCAGAAAAAAGCGGUAAUUCUUUGCUUGUAAUUGGUCAAGAGAAUGAGACCCAUGAAAGUGUUGUGAGGGGAGCAUCAACAGCAUCUCAGAUGACUGUAGACAGUGAAAUCACAGAACCAGAAGAAAAUUCAGUCAAUCUCAUGAGUGUAGAUGAAGCCCUUUGCGUGGAGAUUAGUACGGAGACUGCUGUGUGCCCAAGUCCUUCCUCAGAGGUAAACGAGGAUGAUGAACAAGCUGAAGAUGUGUUGCAUGAGGACGUAACAUCAGAACUCUCUUGCAUCAUUUCGGAAGCAUCAGUAAAGGGUGAAACAUUAAGGGAUAUAAACUGCAACUCAAACGUGCUUUUAGAAAGUGACUUUUCUGAAAUAAGGACUCCAUUGCCUGGGGAACGGUCUCCUUCCUUAGUUUCUGCAAAUGAAUUAACUGUAAAUAACCACAGUGAAGAGACUAUAGAAGCAGAAUUGGGGGAGAAAAGUGAUUGUCCUGUGUUGCAUGUAGAGGAGCUAUAUGGCAGUGAUGAUAAAAUGAACUUGGUCAAAACAGAUGAUUCAGGAGUUGAAGUUACUUUUCAGAAAACUAAUACAACCUUUAAUUCAGGCAAUAAUGGAGCUUUACCAAAGUUGGCAGAAGAACUAGAAUUUGAAACUGACUUGAGAACUGAAGAGCCACCACAGCCUGAGAGUCCAAAAAGUGAAGUAUAUGUGGAUCUUCAUAUUAAAGAGCUACAAAAAGAUUCACUGCAGAAGAAUAGUGCUAUAGAGAGAGAAACUAUUCACGUGGAAAACCUGGACACUCAGAUAACUGAAGAGCAUCAGCCUAGGAUAACAGAAUGUAAAACUUCAGGAAUAAUGGAUAAAGAGAAAUGUAAGUGAUCCAGAACUACACGAAUAUGUAUAAAGCCUUGCUGCUGCAAAAGAAAGUCCUGCUGUGAUCAGUCCGUACUCCUUCUUCCAAAAGAGAAUUGUAGAGUGGGGAAUUCCAAAAUCCAAAGCAAUUAAUCUUUUUUUGAAAACAGCUCAAUACAUUUGUUGUAACUUAAUAUUGCUAUCAAUGUAUGGUGACAAAUUCAGUAGUACACAGAAGCAUUUUAUAGUAGCUUUUUUAAUUAGAGGGAACAAUUUAUUUUUAAUGUAUAAAAUAUUUACUAAUUUUAUCAUUAAAAGAAAAAAACAGAGGUGGAGUAUAAAACUGAAGAAAGCUGAUCAUCAGGGAAAUAUCAAGCCAUUCAUUGAACUUUGUGAGGCUGGUUUUUUCCUACUGUUAGACUGGGAGGACUGACAUCUUUGUCUAGAAUCAGGUGUCAAGGAAGGUAGUCCAUUGAAUGGCCUAAAUAUUUAAGUUAAUCUAUUUGUUUAGACUUUCUGUUAACAUAAUUGUUACGGGUCUAUGUAAUAUCUAUUCAACCUCUGCUCUUAACUGCAGGAAAGACUUGCUGCAAAAAACCUUACUAUAAGUUUUUUGUGCUUUUUUUGUGUUCUUUUUUUUCCUGCAUCAGAACAACAAAAAAUGCAUUGGGCUAAUUGAUAUUAUAAUUUCUGUGAUAAUUCUUUUUAUUCUGCUCCUAAGAAUGUUGAUUUCUUAAAGUCUGUGACUGGAAACCAUGUGGUAUUCAUUGUAGUGUACCUCGUAACACUACCUGCUUUUUUGGUUGGUUUGAAGAUAAGAUUCAUGUUGAAAUUUGACAGAUACCAUAUCAAAAAAUUAAAAA
Messenger RNA from Meleagris gallopavo (turkey), 8873 nucleotides. Lineage: Eukaryota; Metazoa; Chordata; Aves; Galliformes; Phasianidae. The record is from RefSeq and is a predicted model, not a curated record.